This is a messenger RNA of Sorghum bicolor (sorghum), 4956 nucleotides long. RefSeq names its product lysine-specific demethylase SE14. Gene Ontology annotation, molecular function: histone H3K4me/H3K4me2/H3K4me3 demethylase activity. Bases 176 to 4600 code for a protein of 1474 amino acids. The transcript is spliced from 7 exons. Gene Ontology annotation, biological process: chromatin remodeling. NCBI's taxonomy places the organism in Eukaryota, Viridiplantae, Streptophyta, Magnoliopsida, Poales, Poaceae. Gene Ontology annotation, cellular component: nucleus. The record is from RefSeq and is a predicted model, not a curated record.
GCCCCCACCGCCCACGGCGAUUCCCACGCCCACACACAUCCCACCGUCUCCGCAGGCAAUCCAGCACAGCACGCCCAGCCCACAGUUCCGUCCCCUCCCAUCCCCUCCUCAAACCCCCCCAUGCUCCUCCACACCUCCGCUUCCCGUCGCCGGCUCCCAAAACCCUAGCGCGCCGAUGUCGCCUCCGCCGGCGGUGGCGACGGGCGGGUCCGGGGAACCCACGGUGCCGGCGUGGCUCCGCGGCCUCCCGCGCGCCCCGGAGUACCGCCCCACGGAGUCGGAGUUCGCCGACCCCAUCGCCUUCCUCUCCCGCGUGGAGCGCGAGGCCGCCGCCUACGGCAUCUGCAAGGUCAUCCCGCCCUACCCGCGCCCCUCCCGCCGCUUCGUCUUCGCGCACCUCAACCGCUCCCUCGUCUCCUCCUCUGAAGCCGUCGCCAACCCCACCACUGCCUCCGGCUCUUCCACCACUGGUCCCUCGCUGCCGGAAUCCGCCGCUGUGUUCACGACCCGUCACCAGGAGCUUGGUACGCCGCGGCGUGGGCGCCCGCCUCCGCAGGUGCUCAAGCAGGUGUGGCAGAGCGGCGAGCAGUACACGCUCGACCAGUUCGAGGCCAAGUCCCGCGCCUUCUCCAAGAUCCACCUCGCUGGGCUUCGCGAGCCAACUCCAUUAGAGGUGGAAUCCCUCUUCUGGAAGGCCUCUGCAGACCGGCCUAUCUAUAUCGAGUAUGCGAAUGACGUUCCGGGGUCUGGCUUUGCCGCCCCAAAACAGUCCCGGCGGCACAAGAAGCGGAGACGAGAGAGCGAUCAGGUGGAGGAGGGGGAGAAAGGUUCUGGGUGGCGGCUGUCAGGAAGCCCAUGGAACCUUCAGGCGAUUGCACGGGCUCCUGGUUCGCUCACGCGAUUCAUGCCAGAUGAUGUUCCUGGGGUUACCUCGCCAAUGGUGUACAUCGGGAUGCUCUUUAGUUGGUUUGCAUGGCACGUAGAAGAUCAUGAGUUGCACAGCCUCAACUUCCUUCACACCGGUGCACCCAAGACAUGGUAUGCUGUCCCUGGGGACCGAGCCUCAGAGCUAGAGGAAGUUAUCCGUGUGCAUGGAUAUGGAGGAAACCCUGACCGCCUUGCAUCACUGGCAGUGCUUGGGGAGAAGACAACAUUGAUGUCCCCAGAUGUUCUUGUAGCCCGUGGUGUGCCCUGCUGUAGAUUAGUACAAUAUCCUGGAGAGUUUGUGGUGACAUUCCCAAGGGCCUACCACAUUGGGUUUAGUCAUGGAUUUAAUUGUGGUGAAGCUGCCAACUUUGCAACUCCGCAGUGGUUAAAAUUUGCUAAAGAGGCUGCUGUACGAAGGGCUGUGAUGAAUUAUCUUCCGAUGCUCUCUCAUCAGCAGCUUCUGUACUUGCUAGCAGUUUCUUUCAUAACCAGAACCCCGAAUGUAUUGUCUGGAAUUCGAACUUCUCGCUUGAGAGAUCGAAGAAAAGAAGAAAGAGAACUGCUGGUGAAGCAAGAAUUCUUGCAGGACAUGAUUAGCGAAAACAAGCUUUUGUGUUCUUUCCUCGAAAAGAAAUCAAUUGGUCAUGUUGUGCUCUGGGAGCCUGAUUUGUUACCAUCUUCGACUUCUAUACAUUCCUGUUUUUCUGGCUCAAAAGCUCCUGAGAAGAAGUCUGAGGAUGGUUGCAGAAUUGAAUCUAGUGACCGUGGCCCCAAAGAUAACAGCUCUGAUGGCAGAACACAUAUGAUAGGCGCACAAACCAAAUUUAUUUCUGGGAAUAGCAAAUCAUCUGACACAUCUGCUUCUGUGGACAAGGCCAAUGCUGAUACAGAUGAUGAGGAUAACCUACCUUUUGAUUUGAGCAUUGAUUCUGGUUCAUUGACCUGUGUUGCUUGUGGAAUUCUUGGCUAUCCAUUCAUGACAAUUCUGCAGCCUACCAGAGAAGCAUUGGAAGGGAUUUCCCUUGCUCGUAUGAGUAGAUACAAGAUGAGUUCUGAAAAAGAUAAUUGUUCAAAUACAAUUCCAUGCUAUCCUGCUGACAGUAAUUUUGGAUGUUCAUUUGUUCCCACUACACCUUCCUGGCCUGCGGAACAGCAAUGUCUGGCUACUCCUUUGGGGCAGGCUAACAUCAGUCAUCAGAAUGUAAAUUCACAUGAAGAUGUUUGUUUAAGGGAGAAUGAACCUAAUGGGCCUGUGCUACAACAUAAUGUCAUUUCACAUUCUUGCAGAAGUGAAAAUACUCUUCAUUCAUGUAGUGAAAGGGACAAGUCUGAGAAUAAGAUUCCUGAGAACAGUCUUGGCCCAGAAGUAAGUGAACAAGCAGGCAAAUAUGACGGUGAUGCGCAAACUGCAGAAAGUUCUGAUGGCACUAUUAACUGGAAUGCAAGUUGUACAUUUGCACGGCCCCGGAUCUUUUGCCUGCAGCAUGCUCUUGAGAUUGAGAAGUUACUUGAGGGCAAAGGGGGUGUCCAUGCUCUCAUUAUUUGCCACUCAGAUUUUGUCAAACUAAAAGCGCUCGCAAUAUCAAUAGCAGAGGAAAUUGAGUUUCAAUUUGAUUGUACAGACAUUCCACUUGCAAAUGCAUCCAAGUCUGAUUUACAUCUAAUCAACAUUUCAAUUGAUGACGAGGGCCAUGAGGAAGAUGGAAGAGACUGGACGUCACAGAUGGGUCUAAACCUGAAAUAUUCUGCCAAACUCAGGAAAGAGAAAUCAGAAAAUCAAGAACAAUCUCCUUUGUCAUUUGGGGGACUGUUUUCCUGCCCUUCGCCUGUUUCGGUUGUUCCUAAUCUUAAGUGGCUUUGCAAAAGAGCGCGAACUCCAUACACAGUUAUUGGUAUUGUUAGGAGUUCUAGUGCAACAGAAACUCCUGUGGAACUUAAGCCUGGAGUGGAGACAGGGAUGGUCACUAAUGGAAAUGUCUGCGAGGAUGACAGUAGACAGCAUACUUUUCGACAAAGUGGCCUUGAGCAACCAGGUGAACUGCAAGAUUGUGAUAAGCCUUCAUGCUCCGAGGAGAAUGACCAUGGAAGACAUUGUCUUGUUAAUAUUCCUAUUGCUGUUGCUGAAUAUCCUAUGAUGCAUCAAGUCCGUGAGGGUCCAGUUAAUGUUAGCACGUGCAAUGACUCCAUUUGUUCAUCAGGUUCCCUGGAUUCGCCUCCACUUGCCUCGCCAGUUGAAGUAACUAGAUAUCAAGGAUGUAUACAGUCAACUGAGUUGAGCAGUUCACCAGCCUUUUCUGUUCGACAUUUCCUUAAUGAUGAAAGUACCUCUGUGGAAGUAAGCAUAAACUGUGUGAGAAAUGGCUGCUUAGAAUCUCAGGGUGUUACUUUAGGGAGCAGAGAUGAAUGUAUGCAAGUUCAACAAGAUCAAGAGAAGAUGGGGCUUUGCAAUAAUCCCAUUAUGACGUCAGUUGAUUCAGACCUGAUAGAAGGUUUGGCUGUAUCAGAAGGAAAGUGUGUGGACACCGUGUCAGCAUCCCUUGAAAACGAGGAGCGUGCUAAGAUAUCCUACUGUUCUAAUACUGAAACAAAAACUAGUAAAUCUGCAAUAGAUAACCAAGUGGAGAUUCAUCAUCUUGGUACUGGUCCAGUGAAACUAAAUUCGAGCUUUAAUGAGAUGUCAGUUCCAACUGAUUUGAUGAGUGACGAGCCUCAGGUUGGCAGCCAUUCUGCUGUCAAGGCCAUUGAGCACCAGAGCAAUAAUUCUGCCAACUUAAAGCACGAAUCUCCGCAUAUAGGUUUCCACAUGUUAGAGGACACCCAAGUUGCUUCCAUGGCUGCAGUCCCUCGACAUGAGGGAAAAUCUGUCGACUCUGGAUCAAACACUUUUGAUAUUUUACUUGGAGCUCUAGCUGAAGAGUCCAAGGCAACAGAUGCUCCUGGUAAAGAUGAGGUUGGCAAAGCUUCCUUGACAUUAAUGACACUGGCUAGCAAUGAGCCCUCUGUUACAGAUGUUAGAGCUGUAGAGGUGGUGGAAACAGACACAAUUUUGGGAUCAGCAAAAGAUGAUAAACAAGUUGAUUUGUCAGAUGUUGUGUCUAGAUGCAUUGGGAGCUCAAAUAGAACAGAUAUCAUAUGCUAUGCCAGACGCAAACACAAAAGGAAGAGGGAUUCUCAGUCAAAUACUGGUAGUUCACAAAGUCAUUCGAGUUUCAUCCGCUCUCCAUGUGAGAGCUUGAGGCCAAGGACUAAACCUGCGGUAGUCGAAGAGUCGGAAUGGAGCAGGACAUCUGAAGCUUCUUCUGCUAAAAGGGGUAAGAGGACAAAAACAGUGGGAUCAUUUCAGUGUGAUAUUGAUCUGUGUGGUAUGACAUUUGAGACUAGGGCUGAACUUAAUGCCCACAAGCGCAAUAUUUGCACUGACGAGUCAUGUGGCAAGCGUUUCAGCUCACACAAAUACUUGAAGCGUCAUCAGUGUGUCCACAGUGAGAUGAGGCCAUUUAAAUGCCCCUGGGAAGGAUGUAAAAUGACUUUCAAGUGGCUAUGGGCUCAGACUGAACAUAUCAGGGUGCACACGGGAGAGCGGCCAUAUAAGUGCUCAGCCCCUGACUGUGGGCAGACAUUCAGAUACGUCUCGGAUUACAGCCGCCACAGAAAGAAAUUUAACCAUUAUUGACAGGGUCUAGUUUUCGAGUUCCUGGCCGCAGCUUGAGGCAAAUCUCCAGCUGCUUGUGUUGGUGGGCCUUGUUUGUUGUAGUAGCUCACAUAUUUAACAACCUGACAGCUGAUAGGCCUAGUGAAUGUUCCCCGUUAACAAUGUGCUAAUAAUUUAGUGUAGGAGUUAGAAUUUGUUGGGGGUGAAAGGCAACCCCUCCUGUUGUAGAUUUGCAUAAGCUGAUCACCUCACCUCACUGACACAUGGCCAUUCAUUAUUUGUUUCUCAGCUCAGUGAUGUAUUUAAUCUCUGACAAACUUCAUGAACACUGAAAUCAUAUGCUCGAUUUCAAAAUGGUCUCGGAUCGGUCGUGCGCA